UGUUUUGCAGCACUACUUUUUGUACACCUCCGAGAGAACCUGAAUGAUUGCCAGAUCCCGCAAGCUCCGGCGGAAAGCCCACUUAACAAAGCCGGGUUUUGCCGAGAUGUGCUCCGGUUCAGGCAAUUUUAAAGCCAGGUUUGUGUUUCGGAGGCGGUCAGUGCUGCGAUAAUUGCUGGGUCUAUUUCUUGUCGGCGGCGGUGCUGCGGUCCUGUCUCUCCUCUCCUGUGCUGGCCGCCAUCUUGAAUUUUAAUGUUAAUUUUCUGGAAAUUUUUGUUUCCUCCGAUAUUUUACUGAAGGGAUUUCUUGUCUAUUCUGGACGCAUAGGACGGAGCGUUCAUACCCCAAGAGAAAGGUUAAAGCGCGGUUCGGGCCCCCCUGCCCCCCUCCCCAGUCUCCCGGGUGCCUCAGACACGGAGACUCGAUGCCUGUGGCGCAGGCGGCUGCCUCGUAUGAAGUGGGUCGGAGAGUCCAGGAACAUGGUUCUGAAUGGCAGGCGUCACAGCACUCGCUUUUCCCAUGAGCCCCUGGGGCAGGCCCGCCCCCAGCCCUCGCCCCGCCCACUCCUGCGCUCCAGGAAGAGCCCCCCCAGCGGCCGUCGAUGUAGCCGACGGUUCAGCACUGCUCCCCUGGAGGUGGAGAGGCGGUAUGUGCCCUCCUCCGGGAUGAGUGCCAAGGAGCUGUGUGAGAACGACGACCUGACCACCAGCCUCAUCCUCGACCCCUACCUGGGCUUCCAGACCCACAAGAUGAACACCAGGUUUCGGCCGAUUAAGGGCCGGCAGGAGGAGCUGAAGGAGGUGAUCGAGAGCUUCAAGAAGCACGACGACCUGGAGAAGGCCUUCCUGGCGCUGACCUCGGGGGACUGGGUCCGACAUCACUUCCUCCACAAGACCAAGGCCCAGGAGAAACUCUUCAAGGAGCACGUGUUUGUUUACCUGCGGAUGUUCGCCACGGACAGCGGCUUCGAGAUCCUGCCCUGCAGCCGCUACUCCUCCGAGCAGAACGGAGCCAAGAUCGUGGCGACGAAGGAGUGGAAGAGGAACGAUAAGAUGGAGUACCUGGUGGGCUGCAUCGCCGAGCUGUCGGAGCACGAGGAGAACCUGCUGCUGAGGCACGGGGAGAACGACUUCAGCGUGAUGUACUCCACCCGCAAGAACUGCGCCCAGCUGUGGCUGGGGCCCGCGGCCUUCAUCAACCACGAUUGUCGGCCGAAUUGCAAGUUCGUCUCCACGGGCCGAGACACCGCCUGCGUCAAGGUCCUGAGGGACACGGAGCCGGGGGAGGAAAUCUCCUGUUACUACGGCGACGGCUUCUUCGGGGAAAACAACGAAUUCUGCGAAUGCUACACCUGCGAACGACGAGGCACCGGUGCGUUCACGUCCAAAGCCGGCCUCCCCGUCGCCGCGCCGGUGAUCAACAGUAAGUACGGCCUGCGGGAAACGGACAAGCGCCUCAACCGCCUAAAGAAACUGGGCGAGGGCAGCAAGAACUCCGACAGCCAAUCCGUGGGCUCGUACACGGACGCCGACACUCAGGACACACCCACCGCACGUUCAUCUGUAAAGAGACGGGCGUCGGCGGGGGGGAAAUCCCGGACUCUCAGCAGGCAGUCUCUCUCCAGAGGCCCUGUCUCCUCUACCUCACACUCUGCGCAGAGUCGCAGCCGAGACUCCAGGGUACCAAAGAGGGGCAAGCCCAAACUGAGCCGGGCCCCGGCCCACACGCAGGCCCGUCUGAGGACCCGCUGUCGGGGCCCCGAGCCCAAGGGGCCCAGCCUGGGCCUGCGGGAGCCCAAGGUGGUUCUGGGUAAAAACAUGUGGGUGAAAAAGGAGGACGGGGGUGGGAGGGGCUGCCUGACGCGGCACGCCGCGAAGGAGAACGGGCGCGGCUCGCCCAAACGGGGGGAGGAGAGCCCGACCCGCGGCUACAGAACUCGCCGGUCAGCCCGGACGCACUCCGGCGCCCGGGAGACCGUCGCCGACGGCAACAAGCUGCCGGGGGGCGUGGUCGUUAAGGCGGAGCCUGUGGACUUCGAGGAGUACCCGGUGAGCCGGGAGCUCCGCCCCAAAGAGCCCGGGCUGGAUUCUGAUUCACUGUGCCCCAGGAAAGGGGCGUGUCCCCGGCGCAGACGGGGGGUUCGGCUGGAGGAGAGGGGGGGUGUGUGUGGGCACUCCCCCCUCCAGCAGGGGGUGCCAGACCUGCGAGACGUGGCCCGCCCGGCCGAUGUGGCGGACUGCGGGGACUUCCUGCUGCGGCUGCCCGACAGACAGCGCGAGUUCAGCGGACGAGCCAAUGGGAAGCCGACGAGCCGCGAGCGGAGGGGUGGGAGGUCCAGCGGGGGGAAGGGGGGGAAGAAGAAGCGGCGAAUCACGCGCUACGAUGCGCAGCUCAUCCUGGAGAACAGCUCGGGGAUCCCCAAACUCACCCUGCGCCGUCGCCGUGACAGCAGCAGCAGCAAGACCAAUGAGGGCGAGGGGGCGGUGCCGGGCGCCACGGCGACCCCCCUCAACUCCUCCACCUCAUCCUCCUCCUCUUCCUCAUCCUCAUCCUCAUCCUCCUCUUCGUCCUCCUCCGCCUCCUCUUCCAAGAUCAGCAUCAAGUUCAGCAAGGACCGACGGAGGCACAGCAGGAAGAGGGGCUCCUACACGGCCAAGCUGAAUAACGGCUUCGUCCCCGGGGCCCACAGCGGCCCCACCCGCCUCAAGAUCCAGCUCAAGAGAGAGGACGAGGGCCCCGUCACUCACACCCUCCCCGGGGAGGUGACGUCCAAUGGGGUGAUGGCGGACGUGGCCGGGGAGGGGCUGGAGCCGGGGGGAGGCGGGGCCCAGGACGAGGAAGCGGACUCUUCGACGGAAGAGGAGGAGGACGACGAGGAGGAGGAGGAGGAGGAGGAGGAAGAAGAGGAGGAGGAGGAGGAGGAGGAGGAAGAUGACGACGAAGGCGAGGACUACUUUGACGACGAGUUCGAGGACGACUUCAUUCCGCUGCCGCCGGCAAAACGGCUGCGGCUCAUCGUGGGGAAAGACUCGAUCGACAUCGACAUCUCCUCACGGAGACGAGACGACCAGUCGCUGCGGCUCAACGCCUAGCCCCGCUCUGGGGCUUUCACCUUAAUGUACAUAAAGCUAUCCUCCAAUCAGCCCAGCGCUGAUUUAAAACCACACACAACACAGCAAAACUCAACAUGAAAAGGUUUAAAAACAGGUUAAAGGUUUAAUUAAAACAACGUGAAAACUCUAAAGACCUUUCUUGUAAAGUUUAGUGGCAGCACUUCUGUUUAUUCAUUAUGGACAUAAAUAUUGUAGAAAGUGUACAGUAUAUGCACUCUUCCCAGGCCUGGUAUGUGCAGAUUUUUAUUAGCCUCACAAUGUGCAAUUCUGAAUUCUGUUGACAGCCUAGACUUGUUUUUAGAAAACAAAACAAACAAACAAAAAAAAAAAACGCAUCCAGCAAAACGUGCUGGAGAAUUCAAUCAUGUUUGGAAACAUGGUAGCAAUGCUAUCCUUUCAAACUCUGAGACCAGGCAGUUCAUUUUAAGGGUUCAUAAUAUCUGCGUAUGUGGGUAUGUUUGUAUGUAUGCCAGUAUGUAUGGUGUGUUUGUAUACAUUUAUCACAUUUGCUCAUGGAACAUAUAGGGAAUGAUGCAAAAAAUUAUGUACAGAUUAACUGGGGGAAGAUCUUUAUGAAAUUGUCUUUUUUUUUUUUUUAAUGAAUAUUAUUUCUCAUUCAAAGCUGUUGAAAAUCACUUCUAUAUGUAGAUACAGGGGUCCAUGGUGCUUUUGUGUGGCAGCUGCCCCCUUUCUAGCUCCGGAAAUGAAAACCAGAGUGUUGGGGUACCAGUCACACGUUAACGUUGUUCCCCCAAAGUUUCAGCCCUAUAUUUUUGUUUCCAAAGCAACCUUUUUUUGCACCUGCUGUUCUAGGUAAUCCUUUAGACACUUUAAAGUAAAAGUUUAAAAUGUUUAGUGAACAACAAUGGAUUCUCACUGUUCACUGCCCAGACUUUUGUUGUACAUAAUUUUUGGAAAGGCCUUCUUGGUCCGUUUAAAUUGGAAAGUGACAGGUCUUUCUCGCAGAACUAAUGCUCCGUUGCUCAAUCCAUGCAAAAUUGGCAGUCAGUCUCAGUCUCACAACCUCAAAGGUAUGCCGGUGAAUUGCAUUAGAAACCGGCUGGAAAGGGGUGAAAUCGCUUCCAGGCAAUUGACCGUGGAUAAUGCGGGACGGUCCUAUAGUCUGUCAGGUCCGAAGCAGGAUUGUCGCCCCCAAACCACAUACCCCCGAAGUGUGUAUGUUUAGAGCGUUGUCGGGUUUUAAAAAUUUAAUUCCAAAACCUGGAAUGCGGUCAUCCUCUCGAGCCAAAAAAGAAUAAUACACCCCCAGUCAUUCUGUAUAUUGUUCUGCUGUCGAAUGCGCAAAAGAUCCAAGGGAUUGUUAUGGAUGAAUAUUAUUAACCCUUGUUGUUUUCUAUGUACCGUUCAUAUCACCAGCAGCCUAUUGCAGCUUUUUCAACUUGCCUAAGUGUACACCCCCCCCCCCCCCCCCACUGUAUGCAGUCCCAAGCGUACUGUCUGAUCUUUGUUACGUAGCCAGCUAUUGGUUGAAGUCCCAAUGGGUUCAUUGAGAAAAAAAACAAACUUUGUGAAUAGUUUGCUGACAAUUUAGAGCAUUAUGUGUACAAGGAUAGCGGGAUGCAGUAUACAGAAUUUAAACGAAGAAAAGCAGCAGUGAUGAUAAUUGCUGUGAAAAUCAUGAGAAAUACCUUGUACUUAUUUAACAGUUUUUGAAUACUUGAAAACGAGAUAAAAGUUUCUUUGCAAGAA
Conger conger (European conger) is the source of this 4823-nucleotide messenger RNA. RefSeq names its product lysine methyltransferase 5B (gene kmt5b). Gene Ontology annotation, cellular component: nucleus. NCBI's taxonomy places the organism in Eukaryota, Metazoa, Chordata, Actinopteri, Anguilliformes, Congridae. Gene Ontology annotation, molecular function: protein binding; histone H4K20 methyltransferase activity. Bases 453 to 3092 code for a protein of 879 amino acids. The transcript is spliced from 10 exons. The record is from RefSeq and is a predicted model, not a curated record.